This is a messenger RNA of Myotis brandtii (Brandt's bat), 1975 nucleotides long. RefSeq names its product solute carrier family 35, member D3 (gene SLC35D3). Gene Ontology annotation, molecular function: antiporter activity. Lineage: Eukaryota; Metazoa; Chordata; Mammalia; Chiroptera; Vespertilionidae. The record is from RefSeq and is a predicted model, not a curated record. Gene Ontology annotation, cellular component: Golgi apparatus.
UCGGUGGCCAUCGCGCACGGGGUCUUCUCGGGCUCCCUCAACAUCCUCCUCAAGUUCCUCCUCAGCCGCUACCGGUUCUCCUUCCUGACCCUGGUGCAGUGCCUGACCAGCUCCACGGCGGCGCUGAGCCUGGAGCUCCCGCUGCAGUCCAGCCUCACGCUCUGGUCGCUGCGCGGCCUCAGCCUGCCCAUGUACGUGGUCUUCAAGCGCUGCCUGCCCCUGGUCACCAUGCUCAUCGGCGUGCUGGCGGUGCUGGUGCACGCCGCCUACCUGGUGCUCAUCCAGAAGGCGAGCGCGGACACCCAGCACGGGCCGCUCACCGCGCAGUACGCCAUCGCCAUCUCCGCCACCCCGCUGCUGGUCGUCCUGUCCUUCGCCAGCACCGACGCGAUCCAAGUCUGGGCCUUCCCCGGCUGGAAGGACCCCACGAUGGUCUGCAUCUUCGUGGCCUGCGUCUUGAUCGGCUGCGCCAUGAACUUCACCACGCUGCACUGCACUUACAUCAACUCGGCCGUGACCACCAGCUUCGUGGGCGUGGUGAAGAGCAUCGCCACCAUCACGGUGGGCAUGGUGGCCUUCAGCGACGUGGCGCCCACCUCUCUCUUCAUUGCCGGGGUCGUGGUGAACACCCUGGGUUCCAUCAUUUACUGUGUGGCCAAAUUCUUGGAGACCAGAAAGCAAAGCAACUACGAGGACCUGGAGACGCAGCCGCAGGGAGAGGAGGCGCAGCCAGGUGGAGACCAGCUGCCUUUUGUCAUAGAGGAGCUGCCAGAGGAGGUAGCUGGCGGGGCAGAAGGUGGAAAGGUAGCAGGUGGCUCCGCUCAGCAAAGGGGGCAAGGGGUGAGGGGCAGCCCCAGAGGAGUCCCGCUGGCGGCUAGUACCUGGCAGAUGGCAGACAGCGCUGAAGAAGCCAGCAAAAGGUCACUAAAGGAUGCUUACCUGGUAGUGUGGAGGUUAGUCAGGGGAACCAAGUAUAUAAAGAAGGAUUAUUUGAUAGAAAAUGAGGAGUCACCCAGUCCUUGAAAAGGAAGCGCAUGUAUGUAUAUGUGUACAUAGAUACUUAUUUUAUAUGUUAGAGACAACAUAUUUUAAUGAGGGGCUGCCCAGUUUUAUUCUUUGAGGAGUGGGGCAGGGAAGCAAAGAAAGAAUCUGAACCAGACUGACAGCAACAAAAUUAGCACCGGUGUGAAUUAUUUAGCAUCAGUUCACCUGAGGCAUAACACAGACAAAAGAAUAUGAAGGUGCUUAACAAAAUAAGACAGUGGGUUCAGCUGCAGACUCUUGGCACGCACAUUUUUUUGACAUUAUAACCAUAACCAAAUAUCUGCAUGUACUGAGUCCCUCAACCACCCUCAAAGAUGGAGUGCAGAAAUGAUGGCAGCAGGUAAUUAGCUCAAAGAUUACAUCCAAGGGCACAUUUUUGAUGCUAGAACUACAGUUUUUUAUGGCCAGCUGGGCAAAGAGUAUAUUAUUGAAAAGAUAUAUAAAUACACUGAAUUGAUGUUUACUGUUUAUAGUCAUCUGAAAUAUCAUGUUAAUUCUAAUUUUCUUCACUUGUUUUUAAACAAUAAGUGUUCUACUAUUCUAUUAUAUAUUGGUAAGAAAUGUCAAAGCUAUUUUGAAAAUAUGAGUUCUUAGCUCUAAUCAUCAAGUUUAAUGUUGGCUUUUAGUAAUUACUAUAGAAAUAUUUUAAAAGUUGUUUUGGUUCACUGCUUUGUAAUAUUUAUUAUUGAAUGCCAUGACCUUUUUAAAUACCAGUUUUACUGUGUCCAAUAUUCUCUCAAGCAAAUGCAAUGGCUGAAAUAGAAUUCAGCAUUAAGAAGCCCAAACAGAAGUAAAACCUUCCUAUUAAGCUAGUCCUUGCAAAUCGCAUUGCACAUUCCAAACCUUGUUACAGAAAGAGCAACUGCUAUAUUCACUUGAUAUUUUUCUAUCUUACAUUUGUCGAAAUAAAGUCUGAGUCUAUCUGCUAAAA